AUGGAAACAGUGAUAGUCAAGUUUGAAUGGUAUAGGGAAUUAUUGAAGAAACUAGAUGAUUUCUUCCCUGAUAGUCAAAAGUUAGAAUUUUUAGAGACUCACCAUGCGAUAGUGACGAAGAAUAAGGAACAAUUAAAAAAGAUGUUACAAACCCCGGGCGUUAUCAAUUGGAAAUCCUGCUGUAGAUUUGCAGCCAUCAAUAAAAGAUUGCAUGAUGUAAAGACAGAAGUAUCGGAGAAAAAUGGCGGAAAAUUAACCAUGUCAGAUGAUGUAAAUAUUUGGUCUGUGACUUCAGAGACGUUGAAAACGCUAUCGAUACCUGAAGGAUUUUCCCUGAAACCAUUGACCAAGGCUGACGUCGACAUGGUGGUGACAAAUUGGAAUUUUGCGGACGACGGAGUCUUGGAAUACAUAACAGCAUUAAUAGACAGCUUUUCAUCAGUUGCUUUGUAUAAUCAAGGGCAACAACUCGUGGGAUACAUGUUAGAAAGCAAUUACGGAACAAUUGGUUUUUUGCACGUAUUUGAAGAAUUCAGGGGUCAAGGUUACAGUAAGGUCAUAGUAUCAAGCCUUGCCAAGAAAUUACUAGAAAAUGGCCGCCAAGUUCACGUUUAUAUUUAUUCUAACAAUACAGUAUCUCGUAAUCUUCAUAAAGGUCUUGGAUUCCAAGAACAUCCAGGAAUUUAUUCUUGGUUGGUGCAUGAUCCAUUGUAG
Messenger RNA from Lottia gigantea (owl limpet), 714 nucleotides. RefSeq lists its product as hypothetical. Gene Ontology annotation, cellular component: mitochondrion. Gene Ontology annotation, molecular function: glycine N-acyltransferase activity. The transcript has 4 exons. NCBI's taxonomy places the organism in Eukaryota, Metazoa, Mollusca, Gastropoda, Lottiidae. The record is from RefSeq and is a predicted model, not a curated record. The coding region runs from base 1 to 714 and encodes 237 amino acids.